ACCCAGCAAAAAAUUUAUUCAAGUCACCUUAUUUAUCUGUCACAAUGAAUUCACAAAUCCUUUCAUUUCCAUUCCUCAUUUUGUUUUUCUUGUUUCUCUUAAUCUUAUGGAACAAAUUCAAAACCAUCAGAAAUACCAAACUUAACCUACCCCCUGGCCCACGUAAGCUUCCCAUCAUCGGAAACUUACACCAGUUAACCGGCGGUGUUCUCCAUCAUAAACUUCGAGACCUAGCAAAGAAAUAUGGGUCUGUUAUGCACUUACAAAUCGGAGAAAUUCCGACAAUAAUAAUCUCUUCACCAGAAAGUGCAAAACAAGUGCUUCAAACACAUGACCUCAUCUUUGCUCAAAGGCCCUUCCUUUUAGCGGCAGACAUCAUAUUGUAUAAGGCGGCAGAUAUUGCUUUUGCACCCUAUGGCGACCACUAUAGACAACUCCGAAAAAUUUGCAUGUUAGAGCUUCUUAAUUCGAAACGUGUCCAUUUGUUCCGACCAAUCAGAGAAGAAGAGGUAUCAAAUUUCAUCAGAGCAAUUUCCUCUAGUGCAGGUUCACCUAUCAACCUUACCAAAAUGUUACACUCUUUGUCGUCUAAUAUCACUGUAAGAGCAGCUUUUGGCGACAAAUGCCCGCUCGACCUAGAAGAAUUCUUACCACUUGCCCAGGAUGUCUUAAACUCAGUGUCGGGCCUUAGUAUGGCUGAUUUAUUUCCUUCUUUCAAAUGGCUCCAUGCUAUUACUGGUAUUCAUUAUAGACUCAGAAAAUUGCACAAAAAAGUUGAUUUGGUUCUUGAGAAGAUAAUCAAUGGACAUAGAAUCUCUAGAGCUGCAUCAGAAAUUAAUAUAAUGGAUGAAGACAUACUCCAUGUUUUCUUAAAUCUCCAAGCGAAAGGGAAUCUUGAUCUUCCCUUAACUAUCGAUAGUAUCAAAGCGGUCAUACUGGACAUUGUUAUCGGAGGGACUGAUACAUCGGCGACAACUAUAGAAUGGGCAAUGUCCGAAUUAAUAAAAAAUCCAAAAUCGAUGAAGAAAGCGCAAGCAGAGGCUAGACAAGUUUUUGACGGAAAAAGAAUUAUUGGUGAAUUAAAGUAUUUAAAGUUAGUUAUCAAAGAAACGUUAAGAUUACACCCUCCUGCUCCACUCCUAGGCCGUAAAGAACUUAACGAGCAGUGUCAGAUCAGUGGUUUUGAUAUUCCAGCAGGGACCCGAGUGUUUGUAAAUGCAUGUGCACUCGGAAGAGAUCCUAAUUAUUGGUUUGAAGCCGAGAAAUUUAUUCCAGAGAGAUUUAUUGAUAAUCCGCUUGAUUUUAGAGGAGCCAAUUUCGAAUAUUUGCCAUUUGGUUCUGGAAGAAGGAUUUGUCCAGGUUAUAUAUUUGGCAUGGCGAAUAUCGAGCUCGCGUUAGCACACUUAUUAUACCAAUUUGAUUGGGAACUUCCUAAUAUUACAGAAAAAGAAGAUCUAGACAUGACAGAAGAACUGGGCGCAGUAGUAAAAAGAAAACAUGAUUUAUACCUAAUUCCUAUCCCAUAUACCAUCAACUUCCUACAGACCAGCUGAAUUCGAGCAUGUUGCACUUAUCCGAUAAGUGAUAGUUCAAUAUCGGAUUAAAAUUUUACGCGGUUACGAACUAUAAACUUCUUACCUUCGAUUUGUAUUGUUUUACUUUUUAUAUUUUAAUAACUCAACUUCUAUUUUUUCGAAAUAGAAAGUUACUACUAUAAUAAUUCCCAGAAUUAAUGGCUUAUGUGGUAACAUUAGAUGUCACAUAAUUUCUCGUCGGUCACAUAUGCGAUAAUAUCUCUGAAUAUAUUAAGUACCUCCUGUUGUUGACGAAAUAAAAAUUGAGUUACUAAAAUGUAAAGAAUAAAAUGGUGAAA
Molecule: messenger RNA, 1873 nt
Organism: Mercurialis annua (annual mercury)
Lineage: Eukaryota; Viridiplantae; Streptophyta; Magnoliopsida; Malpighiales; Euphorbiaceae
Product: desmethyl-deoxy-podophyllotoxin synthase-like
Exons: 2
Coding region: 45-1553 (502 amino acids)
Molecular function (GO): oxidoreductase activity, acting on paired donors, with incorporation or reduction of molecular oxygen; monooxygenase activity; iron ion binding
Source: RefSeq, a predicted model, not a curated record